Messenger RNA from Epinephelus moara (kelp grouper), 1464 nucleotides. Its product is annotated as histone H4. The record is from RefSeq and is a predicted model, not a curated record. The transcript has a single exon. Gene Ontology annotation, biological process: nucleosome assembly. Bases 1151 to 1462 code for a protein of 103 amino acids. Lineage: Eukaryota; Metazoa; Chordata; Actinopteri; Perciformes; Serranidae. Gene Ontology annotation, cellular component: nucleosome. Gene Ontology annotation, molecular function: protein heterodimerization activity; DNA binding; structural constituent of chromatin.
UUUUCGUCAGUGUUUUAUUGUGACACAAUUCUUACAUCAGGCACAUGGAUAAUACAUAAAACUUCUCUCUGGAACAACAAAUAUUUAUCCUUUCAUACAUGGUUCCAAAGAGAUAAAUUAUUUCAUUGAUGAAUUUGGCAUAAACAAUGAACAGUUUGUCUAUACACAGUUUUUCCAGUUCCUUUUAGAUAAUUCAUUUCUUUGACUCUUGCUUUUCUAAAUGUGUUAACUCAACUUAUGAAAAACCAUCUAAGAUAUGAUGAGAGUAAUAUAACACGGCCUUUACUGACGUUGGAUAGAAUUAAGAUAACAGAUAAAAAGUGUAACAAUAAGAAAAUUCACUGAUCAAAGAAAGUGAUGAAACUGCACCAAGAGACAAUUUUUUCUGAAGGUCCAAAAUUAAGAACAUAAACUGGAGAAGACCUCGGCUGUUACCUUAUGAGUAAUGCAUCUUAAAUAAGGCUAAAUACGUACACCUUUACACAAAAACUACCCCGCCAAUUAUCUUAUUGCCAAAUUUACAGACCAUAAUGCCUCCUGCUCCUUUUGUAAAAAAUAAUAAUAGAAAAUAUUUCUCUUUAAACGUCAGGAACAUUUUUUGUUAUUGUGAUAAUCCAGAGAAAAGCGCUCUUGAUAUUGUUUUUCUAAAUGCUAAACUUUUUACUUACAAGAACACGUUAUUUAAGUCAAUGAAUUUUGGCGAAUUUUUAGCUUUUGUCAUAAAAUGCAAGACUCUUCUCAAGUCACUCAGUUAUUCUUUGGUUCCUAAAAACGCCCUUGCAUCUUUUUGUCUCUUUUGUUUGUGCUAAUUUUACGCAAUCGUCUUGAUGUGUUUUAUAAAUAAUUAUGGAACACUUUUUUGGUUUUAUGUUUUUACAUGUGCUGUUAUUAACUACCUGAUGUUUUGUAUAUGCUUUUAUUUUUAUUUAUUAAAAAAAAAGGCGGUUUAUAGAUGAGUGAUUCACAGUAGAAUAGUAAUUUCCCGCCUCUACUGUGAAGGUGGAGGGUUCAUCAGUGUCCUAGUUUCUAUUGUUAGAACAAAUGUCUCCGCCCAGCAGAGCUCAACUACGUCCGCAGCAAGGAUUUAAAUAUCCACGUUCACAGCUUCUAACCUCCAAUUUUACAUCGGAAAAACCUAGACUCGGAAAAAAUGAGUGGUCGCGGCAAGGGAGGUAAAGGACUCGGUAAAGGAGGCGCUAAGCGUCACCGUAAAGUUCUCCGUGAUAACAUCCAGGGGAUCACCAAACCCGCCAUCCGCCGUUUGGCUCGCCGUGGUGGAGUGAAGCGUAUCUCCGGUCUGAUCUAUGAGGAGACCCGCGGUGUGUUGAAGGUGUUCCUGGAGAACGUGAUCCGUGAUGCCGUCACCUACACCGAGCACGCCAAGAGGAAGACUGUGACCGCCAUGGAUGUGGUGUAUGCUCUGAAGAGGCAGGGCCGCACUCUGUACGGCUUCGGAGGUUAAAU